AUCUCAAGUCCUGUAGGUUGGCGGCUUAGAAAUAAAAGAGGAAGAAGAGGAGAACGUUAUAAUUAGCCCAACGUUAUCUUUUGACUUCUGGUAGAAGAGAGAAAGUCUCAACCUUUUGAAUUUGUUUCUGACAAAAAAAACUUAAACUCACGAGCUUCCACAACCUUUUAUCAUGCCUUCUAAAAGUUAGCUUCUGGAGAGCGCUUUUAAAAACAUAGCUUCUGGUUUGAAAGGAAAAAGAUAGGGUGAUUAAUUGACUCUCAAGUUAUGAUUGAGUCAUGUGAUUGUCUGCUAGGAGUUUUUUAAACCAAAGGCUUGUGUAGGGGGUUAAUGAGCUAAAUCUAUUAAUGACUUAAAUUUUGCUGCAGACAGAUCCGCUCUCCACCUUUUGGUGAGAUGCCUCAUGUAGCUGAUGUACCGGCUACUACCAUGACUGAACAAGCUGCUGGAGGAUUCAACAUUCGCACUUCUAUGAGUGGUAAAUAUCAAAAGCCUAUUCAUCCGACCAUUGAUUUUUCCUGGAUGGGUUCGUCUUGGACUUGCAGGAAACGGCGUAGGCAUUAUCCGUCUUUCUCCCGGAAUGGUGUCAAAGUCUCGGUGAAUGAUUUUGUGUAUGUUUUAGCGGAGCAAAACAAGAGACUCGUCGCGUACUUGGAAGACCUUUAUGAGGAUUCCAAAGGCAACAAGAUGGUCGUGGUACGAUGGUUUCACAAAACUGAUGAAGUUGGUGUUGUUUUGUCUGAUGAAACUGUUGACAGAGAGAUUUUCUUUUCUCGUUGUCUUCAAGAUAUCAAAAUCGAAUGCAUAGAUGGAUUGGCCACUGUCCUCAGUCCUGAGCAUUAUGAUAAAUUUCUCAAGUUGCCAAUGUCUGUUCAGCUACCACCUUUCUUCUGCCAGAAAAUAUAUGGAGAUGAUGGUUUAAAGCCGUAUGACAUCACGCAGUUACAAGGCUACUGGCGACAAGAAAUGCUAAGAUACUUGAAUGUUUCCAUUCUUAAGUCGGGUGAAGGUGCUCAGACACUUGGCACUGACUCAGCAACAGGAGCUUCUCUUGUUGGCUGUGUUGGAAUUAGAUCCAAACGGCGCCGUUCUGCAGAUGGCAUCACAGAUGACUGCAAAGCUAGCCCUGAUUCUGUUGACGUGGAGGCUUUAGAAGCUUCUAUGUGCAAGGAAGAAAAAGAUGGUUAUUACCUGAAAAAGGGUUCUCUGAUUGAAGUUCUUUCCCAAGAUAGUGGCAUCAGAGGUUGUUGGUUGAAGGCUUUGAUAGUGAAGAAACACAAGGACAAGGUUAAGGUCCAGUACCAAGACAUUACGGAUGCAGAUGAUGAAUCUAAAAAGCUAGAGGAGUGGAUUUUGGCAUCUCGUGUUGCUGAUAGCGAUCACCUGGGUCUUAGAACCGCAGGACGGAAGAUAGUACGCCCAGUUCUGAAGCCCAGCAACGAAAAUAAUGUAUGGGUUGUCGGUGUUGGUAUGCCUGUGGAUGUGUGGUGGUGUGAUGGAUGGUGGGAAGGGAUCGUGGUGGAGAAAGUUUCAGAAGAGAAAUUUGAAGUUUACCUGCCAGGUGAAAAGAAAAUGUCUUCCUUCCAUCGCAGUGAUCUUAGACAGUCUAUAGAAUGGUCGGCAGAUGAGUGGGUACACAUAAAUUCAAGAUCUGAUCUCGUGAGUUCUGUCCUAUCCUUGAUGAAGGAGAACGAGGUCGAGGUGAAACAUGAUGAAAAGCUAUCUGAAGUUGUUGUGAUGUCACCAAAGGGUGAAGCUAAACCCACCAUCUCUCUUCCGGUAGCUACAUCCGAUAAGCCAUCUACUAAGCAGCCAGUUCCAGAUCUUCUAAAAGACGUCUUAGUCUCUGAUUUAAACUGGGAGCCAUCGAAGAAGCGGAAAAGAACUGCCAGUUACUGCAAACACAAGCCUAGCGCGACUGAAGGUUUGUCGCGUGAAAGAUCCUUGGAUUGUAAGAAGUGCAGUUCCAUGGGAGAUUCUCUGUUUAGCUCUUCCGUUGUUGGCUGGAGGAAGCGUAAUCGAAUUGUUAGUUGCUGCCCCCACAAGCCUAGCCUAACUGAUGGUUUCUCUUGUGAAAAGCCCUUGGACUGUGAGAACGGCAAGUUCAUGGGAGACUCCGUGUUCGGCUCCUCGGUUGGGCAGCCUUUGACUGGUCUAGUAAUGUCAAGAUGAUGAUCAGCUUUGGGGAUUGGAGUGUGUGUGUUUCGUCUUGUGAGGUACAUAUGGGGCAUUUGCUUAAUGCGGUGUUGGUGUUGGGUUUUAGAUUAUUGUGACUCGCAAGAUUUUCUUUCGGAUUUAUAGGUUUUUAGCUCGUCAUGGCAUCCAAAUUCGUUUGUGUAUGUGUAACAAUAGGCAUUAGAGCUUUCAAUACAAGCUGCAAGUUUUGGGUGCAAUAGAAGGGUAGGUAAUGGCAUUACCUCGCUAGGUGUUUUAGACGCUAAACAGUGUUUUUUCUUAGAAUUAAUUUUAUCUUUUUCUUUCUUUAGCAUAGAGAACUGAUUUGUUUUUCUUUUCUGGUGUGGUGGGAUCUUUCGUUUCAUAUAAACUAUGUAUUAUCAAAUAAAACCAAAUCUCUUUUACCUUGAGUUUACCUCCAGUGUUCAUAUAAUGUAUAUAUAUACUCUUUCGUA
Messenger RNA from Brassica rapa (field mustard), 2630 nucleotides. RefSeq lists its product as uncharacterized. Gene Ontology annotation, molecular function: chromatin binding. The record is from RefSeq and is a predicted model, not a curated record. NCBI's taxonomy places the organism in Eukaryota, Viridiplantae, Streptophyta, Magnoliopsida, Brassicales, Brassicaceae.